This is a messenger RNA of Spathaspora passalidarum NRRL Y-27907, 1632 nucleotides long. RefSeq names its product alpha-tubulin (gene TUB1). Lineage: Eukaryota; Fungi; Ascomycota; Pichiomycetes; Serinales; Debaryomycetaceae. Gene Ontology annotation, molecular function: GTP binding; structural constituent of cytoskeleton. Gene Ontology annotation, biological process: nuclear migration by microtubule mediated pushing forces; microtubule cytoskeleton organization; mitotic cell cycle. Bases 52 to 1398 code for a protein of 448 amino acids. The transcript is spliced from 2 exons. Gene Ontology annotation, cellular component: microtubule; spindle; cytoplasm. The record is from RefSeq and is a predicted model, not a curated record.
AUCUUUCUUCCUCCUUUCACACUAAGAUUGAAGUUAAAAUAAUCGAUUAUAAUGAGAGAAGUUAUCAGUAUCAACGUCGGUCAAGCAGGUUGUCAAAUCGGUAAUGCUUGUUGGGAAUUAUACUCUCAGGAACACGGUAUCAGACCAGAUGGUUAUUUACAAGAAGGAUUAACCAGACCAAAGGGUGGUGAAGAAGGUUUUUCAACCUUCUUCAGUGAAACUGGAUCAGGUAAAUACGUUCCACGUGCAUUGUAUGUUGAUUUAGAACCAAAUGUCAUUGACGAAGUCCGUACUGGUCUUUACAAGGAUUUAUUCCACCCUGAACAAUUGAUUGCUGGUAAGGAAGAUGCCGCCAACAAUUAUGCUAGAGGUCAUUAUACUGUUGGUAGAGAAAUCUUGGAUGAUGUUUUAGACAGAGUUAGAAGAAUGACUGAUCAAUGUGAUGGUUUACAAGGUUUCUUAUUUACUCACUCCUUGGGUGGUGGUACAGGUUCUGGUUUAGGAUCUCUUUUAUUAGAACAAUUGUCUAUUGAUUAUGGUAAGAAAUCCAAAUUGGAAUUUGCUGUUUAUCCAGCUCCUCAAGUUUCCACUUCUGUUGUUGAACCAUAUAAUACCGUUUUAACUACCCACACCACAUUAGAACAUGCUGAUUGUACCUUUAUGGUUGACAAUGAAGCCAUUUAUGAUAUGUGUAGAAGAAACUUGGAUAUUUCCCGUCCAAACUUUAGCUCCUUGAAUAAUUUGAUUGCUCAAGUUGUUUCCUCAGUUACUGCAUCUUUAAGAUUUGAUGGUUCAUUAAAUGUUGAUUUGAAUGAAUUCCAAACCAAUUUGGUCCCAUACCCAAGAAUUCAUUUCCCAUUAGUUUCUUACGCCCCAGUAUUCUCCAAGACCAGAGCUACUCAUGAAGCUAAUUCCGUGUCUGAAAUUACCCAAUCUUGUUUUGAACCAGGAAACCAAUUAGUCAAGUGUGAUCCUAAGGCCGGUAAGUAUAUGGCUACUUGUUUGUUAUACCGUGGUGAUGUUGUUACUAGAGAUGUUCAAAAUGCCGUUGCUCAAGUUAAGGCCAAGAAGACUGUUCAAUUAGUUGAUUGGUGUCCAACUGGUUUCAAGAUUGGUAUUUGUUAUCAACCACCUACUGCCACUUCUGGAUCUGAAUUGGCUGCUGCUUCUCGUGCUGUUUGUAUGUUAUCCAACACUACUGCUAUUGCUGAAGCUUGGAGAAGAAUUGAUAAGAAGUUUGAUUUGAUGUACUCCAAGAGAGCUUUCGUUCACUGGUAUGUUGGUGAAGGUAUGGAAGAAGGUGAAUUUACUGAAGCUAGAGAAGAUUUGGCUGCUUUAGAAAGAGAUUAUAUUGAAGUUGGAACUGAUUCUUUCCAAGAAGAAGAAGAAGAAUAUUAGGUUUCUACUUUUCGUUAAUGUUUAUACCCUCUCCCUCUUUUAUUCUCUUUUAUGGAAAUCAAUGUUUAGUCUUUUUUUUAUGUGGUUGGUUCUUUUAAUAUCUAUGAUACUUAUAGAUAGUCUUUAUAGUUUUUUAUCAUCUAUUUAUAGCAUGAUACAUAUAUAUGCUCUUGUUAAGAUCUGUAGUUUACUUGACAACACGGUUAAAAAUUAAAUAGCUCAAAUCAAAAAAAA